Messenger RNA from Eriocheir sinensis (Chinese mitten crab), 3432 nucleotides. RefSeq names its product tryptophan--tRNA ligase, mitochondrial-like (gene TrpRS-m). Gene Ontology annotation, molecular function: ATP binding; tryptophan-tRNA ligase activity. Gene Ontology annotation, cellular component: mitochondrial matrix; mitochondrion. Gene Ontology annotation, biological process: mitochondrial tryptophanyl-tRNA aminoacylation. The record is from RefSeq and is a predicted model, not a curated record. The transcript has 2 exons. The coding region runs from base 164 to 1423 and encodes 419 amino acids. NCBI's taxonomy places the organism in Eukaryota, Metazoa, Arthropoda, Malacostraca, Decapoda, Varunidae.
GCCGGGGUCUGGGGCUCAGAAGGUGUGGUCUGCCUGGCGAGGAAGGACACGAUCAAUAACCCUCAGCGCCUUUGUCACCUUCUACCUCUCCGCUUCCUAACACCUCACCGAAGAAGGAGGAAGGAAGGCCAAGAGGAGGGAGGAAAGCAAGCCAGAAGGGGAGAUGGUUUUAGUGCGCGGAGGAAGAAACACACAGGUGUUGCCUGUGGUUGCCCGCUACCUGAGGCAGACCCCUGCAGCCCCCCCACCCUGCAGGGCCCUCUCCUCCAUGCCACCCCAGAGUGUGGCCCCCCCCUGCAUGCCUCCCCAGGCCAGGGGCAGGGAGCACCGGGCCAGCAGGCAGGCACCUCAUAGGCCCAGGUGGAGCCUGUUGGGUCAUGGGCUGCACACCAGCCCUGCCCUUCAGUGCACCAAGGCCCCCGCCACCCCCAGGACCAUCUUCUCCGGCAUCCAGCCCACAGGGGAGCUGCACCUGGGAAACUACCUGGGUGCCGUGCGGCGGUGGGUGGAGCUGCAGGAGGGCGGGGACGACGUGCUGUUCUGUGUGGUGGACCUGCACUCCAUCACACUGCCCCAGGACCCUGCCACCCUGCACGCCCAAACCCUGGCCAUGACCGCCUCCCUGCUGGCCUGCGGCAUUGACCCCGGCCAGGCCAUAGUGUUCCAGCAGUCCAGGGUGCCAGAGCACACCCAGCUGGCCUGGGUGCUGGGCUGCCUCACCACCAUGGCCAGGCUGGGCCACCUACCCCAGUACAAGGAGAAGUCUGCCAAGCAAAAGGAGAUCCCCCUGGGGCUGUACGUGUACCCCGUGCUGCAGGCGGCGGACAUCCUGCUGUACCACGCCACACACGUGCCCGUGGGGGAGGACCAGCUGCAGCACAUCCAGCUGGCGGCGGACCUGGCCCGGAUCUUCAACACACGGUUCGGCCAGACCUUUGUCCCGCCACGCUCGCUGGUGCUGGGCCAGGACGCUGCACGCCUUCGCAGCCUGCGCCAGCCCACCAAGAAGAUGUCCAAGUCCGAGCCGGACCCUCGGGGGCGUGUGGCGCUGAGCGACGCGCCUGAUGUGGUGCGGGAAAAGUUCAAGAAGGCCGUGACAGACUUCACCUCUGAGGUUUUCUACGAGCCCGAGGCCCGGCCCGGCGUGUCCAACCUGAUGGUAAUUGACAGUGCUGUGACGGGCCGCACCCUGGAGGAGAUAACCAAGGCCAGCGAGGGGCUCACCACCGCCCAGUACAAGCUGGUGGUGGCCGACGCCGUGGUGGAGCACCUCGCCCCCAUCAGGCAGCAUAUGAACCACCUGCUGCAGGAGCCCGGCCACCUGGACCAACUAUUGGAGCAGGGUGCCAAGCAGGCCAGGGAGCGUGCUGCCAAGACCUGGGACGACGUGAGGCGGAAAGUGGGGCUGCUGGGGAGGCUGUAGGCCGAGGGGGUGACGGUGCCAACAGACGACAGCAAAGGAGGACACUGGCAGGAAGGGGGAGAGGAAAGGACGCCCCAACCAUCACUCCUCUCAAUGAAACAAAGAAGCUCUUACUGCCCCCAAGCCAUUCAAGGAUUAAAAAUGAAUGAAUGGUGUACAGGGAAGGAAAAGACUGAGGGUGUUAGCAAAGAAUCCCUGUCAAAUAAACCCCUCCAGCCUUCCCAAGAACCUCUCCUCUUGUCAGAUAAAAUGGAGGGAUGAAAGAUGAAUGAAUGGUGUACAGGAAAAGGAAAAAACUGAGGGUGUUAAGCAAAGAAUAGGUACCUCUUAAACAAACCCCCUCCAGCUUUCCUUAGAACUUCUCUUGUCGGAUAAAAUGGGAGUUUUUAACACACGACUGACUGCUCUUUGUAACACCACAUUACCGAUAGAAAACUGCACUCCAAACACAGUAAGCAACACUGCUCUUAAGUAUACUGCCAGGAGUGUUUCUAAAGGGUCAUUAGUCUCACGUAACACAAAAACUCGGCCACAAGAAAAAGAGUAAGAAAAAACACAGAUAUAGGAGAAAGAGAAGAGAGGAAGGAAGGAAAGACCCCAGCUACUAACUCACGCCUCCUCUCUCCUCCUCCUCCUCCUCCUCCCCUCACCCCAAAACCAUGAAGGGGGCAUAGGAGCAGCACAUAAAUCCUCUCCUAAAAAAAAAUACUUCCCCCAAAAAAAGAGGAAAAAGAAGACCAUUGGUGCCAUCCAGGAAGACAGACACGAACCCUUACCUACCUCAAGGGACCCCCAAGACCAGGUGUGUGUGUGUGUGUGUGUUACCUGUUGGGGGGAGGGGGGGAAAGAGCAGGUGGAAGAGGGUGGAUGGGGGAAGGGUGGAGAUGUAUAAGUGUGGAAGAAGUUAGGAAAGGGAAGUGAGGGAGAGGGAAAACUGCAAAAAAUAUAACAUAACUGAGGAAGAGGAGGAGGAGGAGGAGGAGGAGGAAGAGAUGGAGGAAAUAGGAAGAGCAGAGAAUUAAGUGUUAUUGGUAAAGAAUGAUUGAGAAAUUAAAGGGAGGUAGAAAGAUAUAGAAGGAGGAGAAUAGAGAUAGUGUAAAUAUUGAAGAAGGGUGGGAGAGAAGAUAGAGGAAGGGUUAAGAAAGGGAACAAAGGGAAAGGGGGUAAUAGAGGGUGGACUAUAGAGUGUAGAUAGUGAAGAAGACUUAGAAAAGAGGAGAGAAAAAAGAUGCCAAGAGAGAUCAGAAGAGGGUGAAACAAAAGCAAACUGUAGAUAAAGAAGGAGAGAAGGGAAGGUUAAGGGAGGUGAAGGAAGAGAGGGAAAGUGUAGAAGGUAAGGAAGGGUUAGGAACUGGGGAUAAAAGGGAUAGGGAGGUGGUGGAAGAUGUGUAGACGGUGGAAGCUGUAAAAUGAAUAGUUCAAAGGUGGAUGGAAAUGUUAGGAAGGGUUGUGGAGAGAGGAUGGAAGUGAGAGGAGUAGAUUUUUAUUUAUUUAUUUUUUUUUUUUAUACAACAAAGACAGCUUAAGGGCACACAAGAAAGGACGCAAUAUGGAUGGAGGAAGAUAGGAAAAAUAAUGAUGGUGUAAGGGGAGAAGGGGGGGAUGAGAACCGUGUUUAUUUUCCUCGCCCUCUGAAGUGGCCACUCGUUCACACACACACACACACACACACACACACACACACACACACACACACACACACGAACACGCAGUCAUUGGCACGUUUCACUUUUUUAUACAAACGAAAUGAGAAAUAAUGGAAAAAAAAAGAUAAAUAAGAUGAAAAAAAAUGUUAAUGUAAAUAAUUCUAAAUGAUGAUUUUUGACACGCAAUGUUUUUAUAUACUGUUGAGACUCGGAAGGUUAUGAUUAUGAAGUUUAUAUAGAAAGAAAAAAACAAAUAUAUUAAUAAUUCUGAUAAUAUAGUUUUCCGUCUGUAGAAAGGUCUGUACAUAAGCGGGGUUUUUUUUAUCUGUGAAGUUUGAAUAUUAAAAAGAAACUAAAUUGAAG